CUUUUCCUACUAAACGCUCCCAUCCCUCCUCCCGUUCCCUCGAUCUCUGCCUCCUCCCCCCACCGCCGGAGAAGGUCGCCGCCGGCGAGCGAGCGCGCCCGCCGGAGUUGUAGCCGCCUCUCUCCCCCCCGCGGCAGCCUGACGCCUUCACGCAGCGUGAUCUCCUUCCCCCCCUACCGCUGGCGGGGAUCCGUGCUCUGUCGGUCGAGUGCAGACUGAUCUUCUAAUAUUUUUCAUAGUUCUGCUAAAGUUGAAAUGUGACAGACUGACAGUGCCAUGGUUCAGUUGGUGGACUGGUGAACUGAAACUUAUUGCUUGGUGCUAGUGUGAUGGCGUACGAGAUUAGCGAGAUCAAAAAAAUUGGCAUAGGCCUGGUGGGCUUUGGCAUCCUAUUCUCAUUCUUUGGCGUUAUCCUUUUCUUUGAUAGGGGCUUGUUGGCGUUGGGUAAUAUUUUCUUCUUGACUGGAAUCGGCUUGUUGCUUGGUUGGCAAUCUAUGUGGCAGCUUUUCACAAAGAAGGCAAACAUUAAGGGAUCUGUUCCUUUCUUCCUUGGUCUGUUUCUUCUCUUUGUCCGAUGGCCUGUUGCUGGCAUAAUAAUGGAGCUAUAUGGAUCUUUUGUUCUCUUCAGUGGUUAUGGACCUCCUAUCCAGGCCUUCCUAUACCAGAUUCCAGUCAUUGGAUGGAUUCUGCAAUACCCAUUCCAGCUGUUUGGUCAGUUCAGGCGUAAACGUGCAUGACAACUCACGGCAGAAAUUACCCUUCGUACGGGAGCAUAUUUUGUGAUGUUAAUACGGAAACCUGCUGUGUACCAUCUGCCACGAUGCAGUUUAAUUCUUGUGUGCAUAUUCAUACUUUCGCCUUUCUAAUCUGGAGUUUAUCUGGCUUUUGCUCAUUUUGCUAACUGGCAGUAGUUUAGUGUUCAUAUAUAGACGAUGUAGAGGCUUCAAAUGAUUGUUGCUAGAAAUUUGGGAUCUGGGUUUAGCAAAACAUGUGGAUCUUUUAGCCUAUUUCUAACAAAUUGUGAGCCAGUAACUAUUGCUUGAAAGGUCUUACACCGAUGAUUCUUCCAAA
Messenger RNA from Oryza sativa Japonica Group (Japanese rice), 1071 nucleotides. RefSeq names its product vesicle transport protein GOT1. The record is from RefSeq and is a predicted model, not a curated record. Lineage: Eukaryota; Viridiplantae; Streptophyta; Magnoliopsida; Poales; Poaceae. Gene Ontology annotation, biological process: retrograde transport, endosome to Golgi; endoplasmic reticulum to Golgi vesicle-mediated transport.